UUGGACAGUUGGACACUGAUUUUCUACAGAAACUAUAGAACUUUACCAGGCUGUAAAAUCUGCGUCUGCUUUCUUUUCUUCUUUCUACGUAAAUUACAGCAAGGCAGUAAAUAAAGUUCCUGUUGUUUGUUUACUUAUAAAUGUGAUCGCAAAAAGAAAAAGACUUGUCGCUUUCGUGUAACGAACGACAUGGAUAUGUCAGAUGGUAUAGACAAAUCAUGGGAUCAUUCCUGGACUACGGAAGAGAUGAGGAAGAAAAGAAGAGAGUGGAGUCUUGCUGGUGAUAUUGGACUUCUCAAGCAUCUUCAACAAUUUUCUGAGAAUCUGGUAUCUAAAGCUAAUAAAACUCAAGCUACUUUAGAUACAUUAUCAACACAGUUAAAAGAAACAGGAAUAUUAGUGGACAAUGUUACUAACACGUCUUUGGCUUUGGCUAAUACUCAAUUUAUUGAAAGUCGUGUACAGGAAGAUGACAUAGAAACUAAGGAAAACUUUGAAGAAAAGCACGAAGAUACGAAGACUCGGGAUUCGGCAGAAACUCUUCUAGCUAGUAUAAGCGAAAGUGUAAAGCAAGGUAUAAACAUCAUGGAUGAAAAGUACAAAGUGAUGGAUGUAGCUUGUAGCGAUAGUGAGGAAGAAGAAGAAGGAGGUGAAGUAGUAGUUAGCGUCAUCGUGGGACCUAAUGAUCCAUAUCAAGAUCGACCAUUACCUUAUAUUAUCGGUUCCGAAAAAUGGAUGGAGUCAAAUAAGAUUGGUUUAGAGAGCAGUAGCAGCGAAUCGGAGCAAGUCGAUGAGGAAAGGGAAGAAUCAGAAAGUGAGAAGGAGGACGCAAAUGCGCAGGUGUUCAAUACUCGUCAUAUUCCUCAAGUAAAUAUAGCGAGGCUGUCAUCAUCCUCAAGCGAUUCGGAUAACUAUCCGAAUAAUAAUAACACACCGUAUAUGAAUAGCAAGGCAGAUAUUGCGUCUCGAAAUAACAUAAAUUCUGCUUCCGAAUCUGUAACGCCUAAUACCGUGUCAAAGACGUCGAACGAAACAGCGCCCAAUUUUGCGGAAGAGUUGGCUAAACGAUUAGGCACCGUUCGUCAAGCGCAGAAACCAGUCGUGGAUGAAGCUAGUGAAUCGUCAAUCAAUCGAUAUAAAGACGAUCUGUUCACGGAGAAGGAUGACGAUGUGUUCAACAACGGUUCUGAUAAUCUCUUCAGUGAUAAGAAGAAUCUCUUCGAUGAUCAGGUGUCGGUUAAUCUGUGGAAAGAAAAACCAAUCAAAUCUUACAAAAGUAACAUCAUACCAGCCAGUAUCGAUGUACCACCACCGAUUAGCAUAAUUGCAACGAAGCCAAAGUCAGCGAUCGACGAUCUGUUCGCCGAUGCCGACUCGGAAGAAGAUUCGGACGACAUUUUCUCGUCGAAGAAUACUGUCAAGAAACGCUCCAAGGAAACUAUCGGCAAUGAUAAUGCCAAUCCUACGAAUCCUACGGGAAACGCGUCGAAGAAAUUCUUAGAUACUGUAACACUCGGAGCUGCCGGUAAUGUUGCCACAAGCACACCGGACUCCAACGUCAAAGCUGAUUUUUCGAACUUGUUCAGUGGCGAUGAGAACGACGACGCGGAUCUGUUUGGCAAUCUUAAAAAACAAUCUCCUGAACCCGCGCUGUCGUCUACAAAUACGGAGACGAGUAGAAAGAAACUAGUCGGGGGAGUAUCGGUACUCGGCAACGUUCCCGCAUCGGAUAUUGAGAGCAAGCUGUCAAAUCGAAUAUUACAACGACGACAAGAAACGUCCGAUUCUUCUGAUAGCGACUUGCCAGGAAAUUCUGAUAAGACGGAAAGAAGCAACACCGAGUCGGCAGAGAGAAACGUUUUGAAUAUCGCGGCCAUAAAUCGCAGUUCGCAAAUCGCAUUGAGCGAGAAUUCCGCGGUGAACGAAAAUGCCAACAGCAGCAGCGGAAUAUCGGUAUAUCCACCCAGCAACGAUAACACGGCCGGUUCUGGUUUGUGGAACUUUCAGCCAGAGAUGACUUCGACGAGACUUAAUUCCGAGGAGAUCUAUCGCGAGCACGUUAACAGUGACAGCCUCUUCUCGGUGCGCACACGCCAUACUCCUAACAUCAACUCAGCGAAUGCCAACACUAACGAUCAACAGCAGCAACAACAACAACAGCAGCAGCAGCAGCAGCAGCAGCAAAAUAUUUCUUCGGCGCUGCAGGACGACGUGUUUGAGAACGACGAUCUGUUCGGACCACCGCCGUUACCUUCCAAGUCGGACUCGAAGCGAGCAGCCAAGUCCAAGAUCUCGUCGCUCUUCGACGACUCCGAUUCCGGCGACGAGCUCUUCUCCACCGCGAGUUCCGGCUCCAGAUCGCAGAAGAGCACGGAUUUCUUUUCUUCCGCACUGUUGUCGAAUGACAAAACGAAGUCGGUUUCAAAAACCGGUGGCGGCCUGUUCGACGACAAUGUGAACAUAUUCGACAGCAAGGACGCUCCGGACAUUGAUAUAUUCGGCGUAACAACGAAACCGAAGUCGACAAACGCCGUGGCCUCGGAUAAUCUGUUUGAUAAUCGUGGUCGGGAUUCGAAGAGCAGUAAAACCGACACGAGAAUAGAGUCCAAGAAGAUCAAUCUGUUCGACGAUGACGAUGGCGACGACGGCGAUUUAUUCAGCGCGAAACCAACAAAAUCGAAAAACGAUCGAAACAUAAGUAAUUUUUUUGAGGACAAAGACGACUUGUUUUUAUCAUCCAAAGCGAGCAAGAAGGAACUUCCGUCGGUAGACAAAGACGUAUUGGAUGAACCGAAGACCGACGUUUUGAAAAACGUUUCCAAUCUUCAAGUUGGGAAUGAAGAUGAUUCUCCGGACGGCGGAUUGUUCUCGAAGACUCCAAGGAAUCACGGUCUUUUAUUCGAGGAUGACGAUUAUGAUGAUUUAUUCGGUAAAAAAGAUACAACUCCACGCGGAAACGAUCGCUCGACGUCCAAACCCAAAGAAUCUCAGAAGAACAUUGUCGAACAGGCGCAAGAACUUCCUGAAGAAAAUAAGAAGAACUCGACGGAGUCUUCGAGCUUGAGUCGCGACAUGAAGCCGACUGCAGAGUCGACAGAGAUGGCCAUUGAGAGUAACGUAAACAAAGAUAACAGCAAAGCUGAACCUGAAAAAACAGUCUCCAACAAAGCAGUCCAAGAAGCGGACGAUGUAAUGAAGAAGAGUUCGCCACCAAAAACGCUGAGCCUUCGAACGAGUUCUUCGCCGUCUUUUGAAGAACAGAGUCAACAAGCGCCGCGAAGAACGGUAUCCGGUAAGAUAAAGAAUUUGAUGGGAAAGAUGGGCGAUCUGAAGAUACUCUCGCCGUUGGAUGCGCCGCCAUCUUGGAGGAAGAGUGAAGAGAAAACGGACGAAGAUGAGGAUAGAGCUUCGCCUCUUAGUGUGUCAGAAGACAGCACGCGCAAAGACUCUUCAAAUUCGACGGUCUCUGCUGCUAACAAUGCGGAAGUAACCAUAAACUUUGACGAUCUGGCUCAAGUGGAAACGUUAUCCACCACUGCGUCCAAGAGUCGUGUAAGGAUCCAGGCAAAACGCCGUCCUCAGAGCCGGCACGCUCGGAAGUCGGCGUUGCGACAGAGCGGCAUUGAUUUCGACACGGUCGAUAACGCGGACAACGACAACUCCCAGGAGGAAAGUCACACCAGCACUUUUUCGUCCAGCAAGGACUCCGCCGCUCCGGCAAUCAACGUUGCGGAUCGUUUGACGGCAAACGACAAAACUCAGCGCUCGAUCAUCGAUCCUUCAUCCACAGAAGACAAAUCCGAGUUGGGUAGCAUCAGCAAGGAGAGUUCCAUGAGCGUGAACAAGAAUACCUUGUUGUCGCCGUCCACUGACGAGGAAGACUUGUUUGACGUGCCGCCAGACUUGCCGGAGGAUCCACAGAAGGAGGACGCGUUGUUUGGCAGAGCACCGAUACUUUCACCAAUCGAUGGCGAACAGUCUGAUCGAACGUCUGUCGCUGCCGAGUCUCUCGUCGUGGAUAAUGCGAUCAUCGGUAAGACCGAUGAUGUAAACGCGUCGAGCAACAAAACUGAUGAAGAGUCGAGCGAUAUGACGCGAUUAGACGUCAGUACCAAGUCGGAUACAGCAAAUAAUACUAAAAAGAAUGAUGAACAUGUGGAGGACGAUGAACAGGAUGAAGCAAAAGGAGAGGCUAAUGAAGAACCGACUGAUCCUCUUCGCGACAGCAAACACGAUCCGUUAAAAGAUCCUAGUCAGCUGUUCGCGUUCGUCACAAAAACGCCAUCACCGGAAAAGAGCAAGGGAUUGUUAUUCGCCGAUCCUGACGACAGUCUAUUCUCCAGUGGCUCGGCGAAAAGGUUCGCAAUGAGCGAACCGAAAAAGAAGGAGAUUCUCGACCUGUUCGCGGACGAUGAAGACGCGGGCGGCGAUCUAUUCUCCGCGCCAUUGAAGAAAACGGUAAAGAAGCCGCUGCGAGACACAAAGAUCGGUUUGUUCGGCGACAACAACGGCGCGCAGAAUGACGAAGAUGACAGUUUGUUUGGCAGCAGCGUGUUCGGCAGAGCAAAAACGGAUGGUCAAAAAUCAAAUUCCGCUCAAUCUAAUCGAAGAAAAAACAUCUUCGACGACGACGACGACGACGACGAUUCCAGUCUGUUCGUCGAGUCGUCCGGUCAGUCGCAGAAAUCGGACAGCGCGUCGUUCUCGGAACCGAAGCAAGAGCAUCUCGCCGAUUCUCGUACCAAGGGCUCAAAUCUGAAGGAUAUCUUCGGUGAUGCGCCUUGCGACGACGACGAUAUCGAUCUUUUCGCUACGAAAAAAAUUGUUCCUAAGAAAGUCGCUACGUCGUCCAAGUCCCUGUUUAUGUCGGAUGACGAUGACGACGAUGGCCAUAUUUUCGGCAAGCAGUCUUCUACAGACAAUUCGAAAGUGAAGACAACGACAGUCUCAAAUUCAAGACCGACCGUGAAGAAAGCUGUUACUAGAGAUCUGAAAAAGACAGCAGAAAAAAUCGUCGAGGAUCCGUUGAGUCUUCUUCGGGACGACUAACUUCAUUUUCUACUCGUGUGAGAUUUUCUGCACGUUCAAUCCGCAAAAGUUCAUUUAUAAUUCUGUUGUACUUUACUUUUUGUGCAACAAUAUAUACGUAAUUUUAAAUUUCAAUGUAUUUCGAGUAGACUUUUGUGGUUUAGACGUGUGUACAAUUAUUUAUAUUUUCUUUAAGUCACAAAGUUUCCCGUGUACAAACAACGCUUCACGUUGAUACGGGCAGCGUGCAAUUAGCGAGCAAACAGAAAAUGUUAGUUCCUCGCUUUUGUUUACUACUGUUAUUAUUAUUUUUAUUUCUCUUUAUUUUUAUUUCUACGUUUAGAAUUUUUUUCUCUUGCCUAUAUUUAUUAUUUUACGGAGUAAGAUCUGAGAGAGUUAUUUUUUUACAAAUGUGCCACAUAUCGCGCGUUAGAGAUUGUGUAUGUAUAUUCGUCAACGAAUGUUGCAAUAAUAAUAAUAACGCGCACUCUAUUCUGAGCAUUUAUUCGAAACACAACGAAUACGUAAUUGAUUUACAUUUAUAUAUUUUACAUUAAUACAAAAUACGUAAAAACCACUUUAUUUGUGCCGUAGAUAUAUAUUUGCUGUAUUAACGCCUCUUUGCUGCGUGUAAAUUCGCUAUUGUGAUUUACGUAUAUACAUAUGUAUCUGGUUGCGUUCGGGAGGAAGCGCGUUAUCUACGUUAUUGUCUCAUUUUAUCUUUAUCGGAUGUAAAACAAAGAUAGAAAUGAGACAAUAGCGCAGACAGCGAGCUCCCCGAACGCAGUCUCCAUAUUAUAUCAUACAUGUAUGUAUGUGUCUAUAUGUAUAUACAUAUGUGUGUGUGUCUAUAUGUAUAUAUAUGUAUAUGUAUGUAUAUACAUAUAUACAUAGUCUUGAUGAGAGUCACGCAUUAGUACAAUAAAAAAAUUUAUUCACUGGCCUUGGAAUUUAUUCAAUAACUUACCACAAUGUGAUAAAAUUCAUCUUUCCUUCUAAUCCCGCACAAACCUCAUCAAAAUAUCGAAUACAUAAUCUAUAUAAAUAUACAAAGAUAUACAAGUUUUAUAAUAACGCGCGAGAUACAAGUAAAAAUAAAUAUUGUAAAGAGAAUAUAUCACAAUACAGAAUAGAUGUGUAGCGGUAAGAAUAGAAUUUUAGUAAAUAAAAUAUUAAAUAAUUUUAAUUGGGAAGAAAAUUAUAAUAAUU
Molecule: messenger RNA, 6237 nt
Organism: Pseudomyrmex gracilis
Lineage: Eukaryota; Metazoa; Arthropoda; Insecta; Hymenoptera; Formicidae
Product: WASH complex subunit FAM21 homolog
Exons: 12
Coding region: 190-5049 (1619 amino acids)
Source: RefSeq, a predicted model, not a curated record